AUGUUGCCCCAAGUUCAUCCCCUUCCCCCCAACACGCAACUUGAUCAGGAGCGUCUCGCGCUGGUAGACGAACGGGCCUGGACGCUACUUAGAGAUCCUGUGCGUGGAUACUUCGUCAACUUAGUGGUGCAAAUUUCAGCAGCCAUAUCCAUUGCGUUUCUUUGCGACAUGCCCGCCAGAGGUGAGCGCGGCAUGAUGGGGAGAUUUGAUUACGAGGAUGCGCUAAAGCGUCGCGAAUUACGCUGGGCACUUCAAGUGCGGAGACAGCGCGAAGACGAGUUCACGCACCGGCGGCAAGGGGCUGGCGAGCGCGCUGGGCUCGCUCGCUCGCUCGCUGCCCGCGCGUCGUCUCUCGUCGGCAGCAACGCUCCGGCGCAGCGGCUCCGCUGCGAAUUGCCAAUUCCUUCACUGCCGGCGACCGAAUGGCGCCCAUUCGCUGCGCUCCGUAAGCGUGGUGCGCCUGCGCCGCCCGCCAGCACGCGACGCGAGCACCACGAUCCGUGCCGCUGGACUGUCUGGGCUGUCUCGCAAGCUUUGGGCAGCGCCAAAUUCAGCACAUGGCUGCUCACCGCAGGCGACAGAUCGGUGCGCGUUUACAUGUCCGCCGGCCGGCAUCGCGUGCAGCAUCGCAUGGCGCCGACAGCCGCGAGCACACUGCCAGCCGACCAAGCAUCGUUGCUGCCAGCAGCAGCAGCAGCGUCGGGGUGGGACCAGACCUGCUUGCCCAGGUUCUCCUCACCGAAAUUUCACGCGCGAGCCAAAUCUUGCUAG
Messenger RNA from Phytophthora sojae, 771 nucleotides. RefSeq lists its product as hypothetical. The coding region runs from base 1 to 771 and encodes 256 amino acids. The record is from RefSeq and is a predicted model, not a curated record. The transcript is spliced from 2 exons. NCBI's taxonomy places the organism in Eukaryota, Oomycota, Peronosporomycetes, Peronosporales, Peronosporaceae.